AUGUCGGAUGUUUAUGAACUUAAUGACGAUUUUAUUAUCCACGAGGUCUACGCACGGCCUGAACUGUGGAAUAAAAAGUUGGGAAUAAAUUACAAUAAGAAUAGGGCCUGGGGAAUUCUGUCCGAAAAACUUGAAGUGCCAGUUGAUGUCCUUAAAAAACGUUGGAAAGUUCUGCGGGACUGCUUUGUGAGGAAUAUUGUUAAAAUACCGAAGUCUGAAUUGGAAAAUUCAUCAGACCCACUGAAUUACGAACCAUACGUCAAUUGGCCACUAUUCGGCUCGUUGUUGUUUCUGAAAGAUCAUAUAAGUCACCAUAAACCCAGCGCUUGGCAACAACUGCUUGCAGAAAAUGAGCAGAACGAUAUUAGUUUGGAUGACUUUUCGUCGGAACAACUGGAAACAUCAACGACCUUCAAUCGGUGCCCGGAUGAAGAUGAUUAUUUCGUGUCGAGUCUAUUGUCCCAUUUGAGACGAAUCGACCCUUCAAAGAAGCUACUUUGUCGAAUGGAAAUUCAAAGGGUGGUCAACGAGUAUGCCUAUGGGCAUUCCCGGCUUCCUCAGAAGCAUUUGGAUCUGGAAGGUUUAGUCCGAGAAUCUUGCGAGGGCUUGAGCGAAGAAUAUUUAACCGAGGAGAUCAACCCUUCGCAGAUGUGA
This is a messenger RNA of Uranotaenia lowii, 654 nucleotides long. RefSeq lists its product as uncharacterized. Gene Ontology annotation, cellular component: nucleus; transcription regulator complex. Bases 1 to 654 code for a protein of 217 amino acids. The transcript has 2 exons. Gene Ontology annotation, molecular function: DNA binding. Lineage: Eukaryota; Metazoa; Arthropoda; Insecta; Diptera; Culicidae. The record is from RefSeq and is a predicted model, not a curated record. Gene Ontology annotation, biological process: regulation of transcription by RNA polymerase II.